ACACAAAAAAGUUUAACAUAUAAUAAAGAAAUAGUUUUAUUUAUACAGUAAUUAUUAAAAUUAGGUUUUGCAAAGAUUAGUUUUGUAACGUAACUAAACGCCAGUUUGCUACCCUGUCUUACGAAAAUUAUUUUUUAUUAAUGUUAAUUUUUGCUCGUAAAAGUGCUAGUUUUAUUUUUUUUAAAUAUAGUUUUGGCAGGAAAUACUUUACCUUUCUUUGAAGUAGCGCUAGCAUUGGGAUUUGGUUGCCACUAAUAUAUAGCUACACCUCCCGUACCAGCUGGGAAACUAAGGACGCUGUGUCAACAAACACACAACGUUUUAUAAAGAUCGGACGUUUAAACAAAACUGCAGGCGGUUAUAAACGCAACAACUGCAAUACAAGGAACGUAUAUACAUAAGUUCGUAAAAUGAUCCGCGCCACCACUGGGGGGCCCUCUCGAGCCCGGAGGACAAAACUUUCACCAAUCCGACCGUCCAGCGCCAGCGGAAAGCUACAAUCUCAUUCCUAUAAUGAUAUUUUAAAUCAACCAAUAGGAGCAGGGGUACGAACCCCGCCCAUUUCUACAAUCCAAUCAAAAGCCUCAGAUUCUUCAACUAAGAAAAGGAGUCAUUUAGAUCGAAGGUUAACACUUUCCACAUUUGAUGGGAUCGGGGAAAAUGCUGAAGCUCUUACAAGGCUUAACACACCAGCUAGUUCUAUGGACAAGAUAAAGAUUGAAGAGCACAUCACAUUGGAGCAGUUGCACCAGAUUAAAACUGCGUUUGAGGAAGCCGAUACAGACGGAAGUGGAACCCUAGAUGUCGAUGAAUUUAAAACUGUCGUCAAAAACUCACUUGGUGUAAAAGGCAGGAAUGAGGAACAAAUCAACUCCCUCUUUAUGAAGAUUGAUUCGUCAUCAGAUGGGGAAAUAGACUGGGAUGAGUUCUGCACGUACAUGCAACUUGAGUAUUCAGAGAAAGAAGACGCAAUCCUCCGAUCCAAGAAGAUCUCCUUUAUCCUCCCCGCUUCUUCCCAAUCUUCCCCCCAUCAUAAGGCUCCCAUGUUGAGGACAUUGUGUCUGCAGGAUUCCUACCUUUGUGCAGGGCAAGAUGGCUUGUUAACGUUCUGGUCGACUGAUUUGAAGCUUAAGAGGUCGCGAUCGAUCCUCGAAAGUUCACCAACAGAACGGCAAUCGUUUAUCACCAAACCCAGGGUGUGGGUGACAGACGUUGCUGUAUUACCAAACAAUGGCAAGUUGUUGGUUGGAACUGGUGAGAGGGACCUUCAUUUUUAUGAAAUUAUGACGUUUGAGUUUUAUUGCCAAGUCAUCGGCCUUGAUGCUGUUCCUUUGCGAAUCAACUUCAGUCAAAUAAGUGAAGAAGAAGCUCUUAUUGUGUAUGGAGAUGACCAGGUAUUUCUCAUGCGUGCUGUCUAG
Ciona intestinalis (vase tunicate) is the source of this 1418-nucleotide messenger RNA. NCBI's taxonomy places the organism in Eukaryota, Metazoa, Chordata, Ascidiacea, Phlebobranchia, Cionidae. The record is from RefSeq and is a predicted model, not a curated record.